UGUCGCACGCAAAAUUUAUAAGGGAUAAAAUGGCUACUCUUUGCGCUCAGGCUGUAUCCCAGAUUCACUGCCUUUAGCAAUGCUUUUAUGAGCGUAAAAGGGGCGUAUUGAACGCUUGACAUCCGCUUAGACACGUGGUCUUUUAGUCAGUAAACAGUAAGCUAGUUUGCGAUGGCUACUUCAAGGAAACGGGUGCGCUACACAAUGGACGUUCACUUCGUUGAUGAAGAGGAGAAGCAAGCGUUUCUUGGUCGCCUAAAGCACGUCCGUGAGCUGCUAAAGCCUCCUGGAAGCCCUCUGCUUGACAACUUUAGCCUGUUGAGCACACUCUGUGCUUCUGUUGAAGGUGACCCAGAUCACUCACACCCUCCCCCUACCCCUGUCACUGCAAUCAGGAGCUUUAUGAGCAACAAUGGUAUGUACAAAAACGAUACUUCCGAUGGGCAACAACUCUUUGCCACGGAGUAUCAUUGUUUCACUGACCUAGUGAAAGGGCUUGCCACGCCCUGUCCGUGUGGGGUAACUAGAAGUCCCUGGGAAGUCCAGUCAAUAGUACAGAAAGGACAUGUGGUACGAGCUCUUUUUUGCUGCCGACGCUGUAAGGUGCAGAAGAGAAAGUGGUCUAGCUCCCGUGUAUUUGGAGGACAUUAUUUGGUGAACCAGAAGGUUGUUCAUGGGUUUACUUGUGCUGGAAUUCUACCCUCCCAAUACACCCACUUUAGUCAGUUCUGUGGUUUAGGGACUGUUGGUCAAAGUUACAUCCGACAAGUGUACGGAAAGCUAGGUUACCGUGACAUUGUACAAAGGGCAGCAAACGUGAGCAUGAUGUCGGCUGUUUUUGAUGUGAAGGCCCUUCCUGAGUAUACCACCAACAAAGGAGAGUGGGUAAUCACUGAUGCCCGGCACGACUCAACAGCCAACGCAUACCACACAACUGUGCCUUGCCUGUCUGGAAGCAACAAGAAGAUACUCGGCAUAUCAACUCUCUCUCGGGCCGAACACUCCACUGCACAGACCAGAGAACUUGCGUGUACCAAGCUUGUUAUCCCUCAAGUGCAAAGCAGAGGUAUUGAAGUCAUCGAGGUAGCUCAUGAUAUGCAGGUGCAGGUCGCAAAGUACGUGUCAGACGAGUUGGGACUCAUCAAUUCCUACGACACUUGGCAUGGAACGAAGAAUGUGUCGAAGGAAAUAAAGAAAGUAACACAGGGCCUAGUUCGUGAUAGAGGGAAGGUUUGGUUUCCUGAAUUAUCAGAUAAACGAAGAAGUAUAAAGAUCCACCUGUAUUGGGCAAUGAAAAAUUGCGGAGGGUCUGCUGAGAAACUGAAGGAGAUAAUAAUGAAUAUCCCUAAUCACUACCAGAGAAUCCACACAAAUUGCCACCCUUCCUCUACUUGCCACAUGGACGACUACGAACCCAGUAGGGACAAGCUUGUUAGCAGAAAGGCUAUAGAAGCUCUCAUAAAGCAGCUCCAUACGACGUACAUUUACCGCUAUGCUAAAGAUUUCUGUUCGUGUCGUGAUACCUACUGGGUUGAGUCGUUCAACCAUCAACUCCUCACCUACCUACCCAAGCGCAUUCACUUUUCGACUGAGACGUUCAUAAUGCGAAUGAAUUUGGCUGUCUUGGAUUGGAAUGAGAACGUCAAUCGCUCUUACACCAGUAUGAGCAAAGUGAGUGACCUUCGACGACCAGAUCGCCGCACAGCAAUGAAAGCCUUAGUGAAGAAAGGUUUUAAAUUUGUUGCUUUGCUAUGGGCAAUGUAUGUUGAACAAAACAAAGCUGACAUGAGAGAAUUGAUCGAAGAAGAUGACGUAGUAGAGGAGCAGAAUGAUGACGUGACCUUAGAAGACGGAGUGAUGCCACCAGAAUAUUCUGACGAGUCAGAGGCUGAGGACGAUGACAUGGACGACUAACAAUUAAUGAUGACAUGGCCGACUAACAAUUAAUGAUGACAUGGCCGACUAACAAUUAAUGAGUUUUAUUUACUACGUAAUUGGUGUGUACAGGAUAAUUAUAAGGCAGUCACUCUCUAGAGGUGGACUCGGUUUCCAUACCAGCCUCUUCUGGCAAAUACUCAUCAGUUUCUGCCUCAAA
This is a messenger RNA of Halichondria panicea, 2095 nucleotides long. RefSeq lists its product as uncharacterized. Lineage: Eukaryota; Metazoa; Porifera; Demospongiae; Suberitida; Halichondriidae. The record is from RefSeq and is a predicted model, not a curated record. The transcript has 14 exons. The coding region runs from base 172 to 1914 and encodes 580 amino acids.